This is a messenger RNA of Dentiscutata heterogama, 215 nucleotides long. The record is from the annotation of a GenBank genome assembly. NCBI's taxonomy places the organism in Eukaryota, Fungi, Glomeromycota, Glomeromycetes, Diversisporales, Gigasporaceae.
AGGCUAAAUUAUCAGAGGACAAGGAGAUAAGAGAAUUGAUGUCCUCUCAUCUACCUUCUACCAAUAAUGAUGUUAGCCAGCUUCCAGCUAAAGAUUCUAAUCCUGAAGUAAAACUUUCUUAUUCAGAGCCUGUUGCAGAGCAACACUAUUACCAUGACAAACUACCAGAAGACAAAGCAAUUGAUGAAUUCCUAGAUUCAGAGUGUAGAGAAAUA